AUGAAACUCACGGUUUUUUCUGUUUGUGAUAUCUACGUGGUGGGAUAUCCUGACAACAGCGUGCGGAUAGAUAUCAGGCGGCGCGGCUCAGGGCGACGGCUUGACGUAACUAUCUUCCGGUUACUGGCGGCGGACUCGGACUCUGCGACGUCUCACGGCAAAAUAACGGGUGACUAUACAGUGGUGUUGGAAUACUCGAACAGGCGGUGGACUCGGACUGGCGACGUCUCACGGCACGAGCAGAACACAGACUGGACAGCAAUACAGUACACGGUGGCUCGACUCUGGAUGGCGGCUGCUCGACGUGGCGAUGAUGGAAAUGCCGGUUCAGACUGUAAACACAUCCGUGUAUAA
Molecule: messenger RNA, 354 nt
Organism: Macrosiphum euphorbiae (potato aphid)
Lineage: Eukaryota; Metazoa; Arthropoda; Insecta; Hemiptera; Aphididae
Source: the annotation of a GenBank genome assembly